GCCGCCAAUUAGAUGUAAACAAAUCCAUCGCAUUUGAAAAUAAAUGAAGUUCUGUAGAUGUAUUAAAUAUAAUUAUCCUUGUUUUAUAAAAGUUAACUCAUAUAACAUUCCAAACAGUACUCUACGAUACUAUCUAAGCAAUUGAUACAAUUUUGUCAUUAUUUAGAAAACUUGUGAAUUCCUGACGAUACAAGGAUGGAAAAAAUUUGCAACUUUUGCGCUCGCAAAGAUCAGGCCGUCGUGGAACUCGAACGAGAAAGCAUCGAGGACGGUUUGCCCAUUCUAUGCAUUGCGGAAAAGCACUUUUGGUUCACUAACGACGAGCUGCAAUUAUUCAACAUAUGUGAUUCAUGUCGGAACAAGCUGCUGGAGUUUCACCAAUUUUACUGCCAAGUUGAGCAGCUGUACUAUGUACAAUCUGAAGUAAACGAAGGCAAGUUGGAAGUUGGUUCGUUCAAAACGGAACAGUCUGAAGAUGUUUCUUUAAAACAAGAAAUAGAGCAUAUCGAUGAAGAUAUAGUUACCGACACAAACGCCGACUACGAGUCAAGCGAUACACCAGGAAAUGGUAAUCAGUCUAGCAGCGACGCUGAGAACUGCGAGGGUCAAUCUGGUGAGAAAUAUCUACCACGGACUAUCACCGACGAUGACAUUCGCAUGUUCUGCCAGAUGGUAUGCCAUAUCUGCUCGGAAGAAUUCGACUACUUCGCAGAUCUCAAGAAACAUGGCAUCCAAGUUCACGACUCGAAGUGCUACGUGCACUGCUGUAAAAAUCGAUUUUACGCAAUUUUCAGACUUCAGGAGCACAUUCUUUUUCAUCUUAAGCCGGACAUCUAUCGAUGCGAAAAGUGCGGCAUAAAUUUAUGUUCAAAGCGUAGUCUUAUCCGCCACCAGAGUUCCGCUGCACACCUAGUGCGUGCAGAAGGCAAGGUUAUCCAGUGUGUUAUUUGUCAUAAAACGUUCGCAAAGCCGUAUUCGUUGAGCGUGCAUAUGAAACGACAUACACGCUAAAAUCGCUCAGCAGUAAAAUGUGUAAGACUCAUAAGUGCAUAAUUUACAGACCACUCAUAAAGUGAGUAACAGUCACACAUUCACAAAAUCUGCUCAUAUUCAAUUCUAGAUGCGAAAUGUCUUUAUUUUUUUUUUUGUUCGCCAAGUUCACUAGAAAACCUAGAUAGAUUGCCAUACAAAAAUUGGAACUUUCACGAUUUUGUGGACGAAGGAGCUGAUUUUGUAAAUGUGUAGCUGUUACACAUUUUUUGAAUGGUCUGGAAAUUAUGCACUUAUGAGUAGAUCUUACACAUUUUAGUGGUGAGUGGUUUUUGCGUGUAUGGAGAGCGGCUUGUCCACAUCCCAAAAAUGGGAGCAGAUCUGGACGGGUAGUUAGAGAACAUUGCAACAAAACAUUCAAUCAAAAGGUGAAAUACAGGAAACACAUGACCCUGCUUGUAGGAAGCUUUUUUACUCGUGCGAAUUCAGAAAUAAUAAAUUGUUUUC
Messenger RNA from Aedes albopictus (Asian tiger mosquito), 1497 nucleotides. RefSeq names its product transcription factor grauzone. Gene Ontology annotation, cellular component: nucleus. The record is from RefSeq and is a predicted model, not a curated record. Lineage: Eukaryota; Metazoa; Arthropoda; Insecta; Diptera; Culicidae. The transcript has 2 exons. Gene Ontology annotation, biological process: regulation of DNA-templated transcription. Gene Ontology annotation, molecular function: DNA-binding transcription factor activity, RNA polymerase II-specific; RNA polymerase II cis-regulatory region sequence-specific DNA binding; zinc ion binding. Bases 196 to 1011 code for a protein of 271 amino acids.